Messenger RNA from Carcharodon carcharias (great white shark), 3503 nucleotides. RefSeq names its product cysteine-rich PDZ-binding protein (gene cript). NCBI's taxonomy places the organism in Eukaryota, Metazoa, Chordata, Chondrichthyes, Lamniformes, Lamnidae. Gene Ontology annotation, molecular function: microtubule binding; PDZ domain binding. Gene Ontology annotation, cellular component: dendrite. The transcript has 5 exons. The coding region runs from base 36 to 368 and encodes 110 amino acids. Gene Ontology annotation, biological process: cytoplasmic microtubule organization. The record is from RefSeq and is a predicted model, not a curated record.
GUUUCCGGGGCGGAAAUGAGCGAGUUUGUUGUCGGAUGUGCGCGAUUGGAGAGGUGGUCAGGAUGGUCUGUGAGAAAUGUGAAAAGAAGCUGGGAAGAGUUAUUACGCCAGAUACUUGGAAAGAUGGAUCAAGGAACACAAUGGAAAGCGGUGGCCGCAAGAUCAACGAAAACAAGGCGUUGACUUCAAAAAAAGCAAGGUUUGAUCCUUAUGGAAAGAGCAGAUUUUCAGUUUGUCGUAUCUGUAAAAGUGCAGUUCACCAAGCUGGUUCUAAUUAUUGUCAAGGAUGUGCAUACAAAAAAGGUAUCUGUGCAAUGUGUGGCAAAAAAAUCCUGGAUACUAAAAACUACAAGCAGACAUCUGUAUAACUUCAUUUCAAAGAUAUGCUUAUGGGUUUAUUGGGUGUCUUUGAAGCAUCUGACCAACAUGUGCAUGAGCAUGUUAAUAACCACAUCUCACAAAACCUGUAUGAGAUAAUGUACCUGCAUAUUUCUAAAGCGGAAAACUGUCAUGGAGACACAGCUUCUGAAAUAAAUUUAUUUGCUUGACAUUUAUUAAUAUGUAUAUUUUAAUGUUUUUAAAAUACAAUGAUGUCAGUAUGUAUGGCUUGAGAGGUGACAACAUGUCAAAGGUGAAGUUAUGGAGAGACAAAUCAGCUGAGCUGGAAACUGGCCAGAUCUGAUUAGCAAUGAAGACUGGAGUGCAUGAUGGCACAUGAGUUUUUUUUCCACUGCCUAUAUGCAGCAAAUGAAAAUGUUUGUGGCAGCAUACACUCUGAAAAUAGAGGUUCUACAGAAGAGAAUUGGAGAUUUAUAAAGACACAAAAGGUGGACAGCUCUUAUUGUAAAACUAGAUACAAUAUAAUAGAAGUGACAAACUAAAUUUCGGGAACAUCUUAACAGAACUGUCUCCUGUUGAUUUGUUUUCUUGGCUUCACUCUUCUGUAUUGGGAAGUGAGAAUAUUCAUGGCUUUUGUAAUUUGUGCUUUUUUCAUUACUGAAAUUAAUAUUUUGAGUUAAUUACUGAAUUCGAGUGAUUUUGUAAUCUUUUCAACUUUUCGUAUUGUUUGGUGGAAAAAAGUAACUGUUGGAUCUACUAAUUCAAUGGAAGAUUGUUACUCCAAAUGUUCUGAUUGCGAUUAAUGUUAUUCUUUCAUUUGAAGACGCCCUCUUCUAUGAACAGCUGUUCAUUUAGAUUAUCUUAAAUCCUGGCAUGAUCCAAGAUCACCAGGGUGGUUUAAAACCUUAGUUGCUGCUCUGAUGGUCAUGUUCUGUGUUCUGUACCUCUUCAUCCCUGCUCAGAAAUACUUUAGUUAAGCAUCUGCCAUUGUUUUGAACACCCAUAAAACCUUUGUCAAUAAUGUCUUGCAUUAUCCACUUCUUUGUAAGUUGCUAUCAUAUGGCUUUUGACAAAAUUAUGCUCAUUCCUAUAUUUUUCCCCCCUUUUUUUUUCUCAUUCUAUUAAUUCUUUGUUUUUGUGAACUCGGAUUGCCCAAGUUUCUGCCCUUUCUGCCUCUGACAGUGCAUUGCUUUAUUCACGAUAAAACUCUAAGUAGUUCUCUGCUGAUACUGCUCAAAAAUCACCAUUUUCUUUCAGAUCAUGCUCAGUACUUUAAGACCUCUUGUAGAUUUCCUCCUUCGUGGCCUCCAGUGAGCCAGGGAGGUUUGUUUGUUUCAAUUGUUCAAAGAUCAAAAAGUAAGAUUUCCAAUUGGUGGGAAGUGUUCUGCUAAAAAAUGGGCAGGUAGGGACAGAGAUUGAUAACGUGGAUCAUCUUGUUUUCAAAUUUGUAGUUACGCAGACUAUACAAGGGCUUAAUAGAGGAUGAGUAAUUCAUAUUAAAGGCUUUGCAAUCCAAAACUUAGUGCUCUCUGUUUCAGAUAGAAACCCUGUCCAAUGUUAAAUCGGUUUAUUGAAAAUAGGUGUUAAACAGUAGCAAUGUUAUUGUGGCAACUUGGGCCCUUUAAGGUGCAUAGCCAUUUUUUCAAAAACUUGAUACUUGACAAACAUGGGAGUCAUUCUAAGUGUUGACCACAUAUUUUAUGCUUGAAGAAUUCAAAGAAAAUAUGUUAGGAGAUCAGCUGGCACCAGAACCAAACUGUCUGUAUUCUACCAUGUGUAGCUGCACAAAUCUAGAGAAUGUAUCUGUCAGCAACCUCCACAGGCUUUGGAUCAGCAUUAAGGUAGUUGUAGAGCGAAGCCAUUUGCUGAACAUCUGGAACUGACCUCCAUUUGUAAGGAUAGCACUACCAGUGGCAAGAUUCUUUUAUCUUUCAGCUGUUAGGCCUGUACCUCCUUUCAGGGUAGCUUUGGAAUCAUCUACAAUAUCAGCCAUUUCUGCCCAAGAUUUAUUGAACUAUAUUACAGGAAUAGCAUUUUCAUUUCCAACUCAAAAUCAUUGCAUUACUGUACUUUCUAAAGUGCAUCCUCAUUUGCCAGUAACUGAACAUGCAUUGCACAGCAAGAGUAACUGCGAAGCACUGGUAGGAUUUCAGCCCAACAAGUAUAUCAAAUGUAACUUGCAUCCUAUAUUUAUGAAUGCUCUGUUCAGUCAUGCAGGCUAUGCAUUUCGAAAACAAUAAGGCUGCCUGACAGCUUGAUGGGAUGAGUAACAUGAGUCUUGGGUUUUGAGGAUUUUUUUUUGUGGUAUGCAUAUUUUGGGUCACGACUUUCGAGGAAUCUCCCGGGGAGCAAUUAGUGAGGCAUCGUCCCUCAAAUCUCAUCUACUUCCAUAGUUAUGGUCCAGUUUUCUUUUGUGUUGCUGAAAACAAUCACUCCGUUAGCCAUCUCUAGCUAGCACUUUUAAAUGACUUUUUUGUGACCGAUACUUUGAAUGCCAGCCAGGGAAACCGGUUCCUAACUGCAAGUAGCAACUCCUCAAGGGAACUACCCAUAAAUAGGGCCACGUGCUUUUAAGAAUCCUUGUGUAAAUAAAGCUGCAAUCUUGUUUCAUUGGUUAAUCUCCAUUUUAACUCAUUCUUUCCCAAUACCUUCUGUAUGGAGUUCCUUACCUCACUUGACCUGCCAACAUGAAAUUUCGGCUUUUAAAACCUCAACUUGGUAUCAAUUAGUUACUACAACCCAAUAGAUUGCAACUCUUUACAAUUUUGGUGCUGCCCUGCAGUGUUGCUAUUCACCAGUGUUUCUCAGUUUGAAGGUAAAAUUAAUCCAAAUAUUGAAUGUUGCAUGGGCACUGUUCUCACUUCAUUAGAUCAAUAAUUACAGUAAUAUUUCAUUGGAAAUUAUGAAAUUGUUGCAAUUUUACCAAGUGAAAUGCUGAAAGUUUGUAAUCCUUAUGUUGAUCAUCCAAUGAAUUGUGCAUUUGUGUUUUGGGACAGACUGGCUAAGUAGCAAAACAAAAAUAGUUGUUGAAAAUAAUUGUCAGUUUGCUAUUUUAAUUUUUAAGAUUAUGCGAUUAACAUUUUAAACAAUGUCUCUGUUAAGUGAUUUAUUUCUUCAUUACAGUUUGCUGUUAGCAAGCAUUAAAACCCUAUUUCUGCUCCCUC